CUGCCAAAGAAAUGGUACUUUGUUGCCUCAGAUUUAUUUUUGUGUAGCAUCUAAAACGACUUAGGAGAAAAAGAAGACAAGAAAAGACAUCCUCUCUUUCUCAGAAAACCUUAGUGACACUGCAGAAUGAAGAAGGAUGAAUUUUUUGCAAGAUAUUAAAAACAUGAUUCAGGACCAUAACACAGGAGAUAUAAUUAUCUAACUCCUGAUUAACAUGAUUAUUUGCAUUGGGGAACUUUUACCUUGAGCAUUUGUAGGGGUAAAGAAGAAGGGAAAUGAAAAUUAAUACUUGAAGUGUUAACUGUCUUCAAGAUAAAUAUAAUUGUCAGUGUCUCCAGGCUUUUAGUUCCCUCCUCUUUCCACACCUCCCCCUUUCCCUCCUGUUCACUUUUCACUGCCUGCUCUCAGUGCUAGAAGGCUGGUUGACUACAGAGCUGGGAGCCACAGAACAGCACUGUCAAAAACCAGGCUGGAGGCGGAACAACUGGAAGGCGGAGGCGCUAAGAGGGACGAAUGAAGUCUCAGUAACAGAUCAGAGCAGCUUCCUCCAAAGCUGCAGCUGCUGUGCCCAGCCCAGAUGUGCAGUGGAGCAACAGCUAACGGGAGCGCCGGAGCAGGUGGCAAGGAUGGAGGCGCCUUUCCGCUGCCGGUCCCCAACUGCCGGGACGGCCAAUGAAAUGCCGCUGAACAGCGGUUCUCUACUCUCCUUAGACUCCAGCGUAUUCUGCAGCGAGGGAGAAGGAGAGCCCCUAGCUCUAGGGGACAGCUUCACUGUCAACGUGGGAGGUAGCCGCUUCGUCCUAUCCCAGCAAGCAUUGUCCUGUUUCCCACACACGCGGCUGGGGAAGUUGGCCGUAGUAGUGGCGUCCUGCCGCCACCCCGGUACUCUGGCCGCCGCCUCCAGCACCCUGGAGCUCUGCGACGAUGCCAACUUGGUGGACAAUGAAUAUUUCUUCGACAGGAGUUCCCAAGCUUUCCGCUACAUCCUACACUAUUACCGUACUGGCCGGCUGCACGUCAUGGAGCAGCUGUGUGCGCUCUCCUUCCUACAGGAGAUCCAGUACUGGGGCAUCGACGAGCUGAGCAUCGAUUCCUGCUGUAGGGACAGGUACUUGAAAAGGAAGGAGUUGAGUGAGACUUUAGACUUCAAGGAUGAUACUGAAGACCAGGAAAGUCAGCAAGAGAGUGACCAAGAUUUUUCUCAAGGACUCUGCCCUACUACCCGACAGAAGCUCUGGGACAUUUUGGAAAAACCAGGAUCUUCCACAGCUGCAAGGAUCUUUGGAAUUAUUUCCAUCAUUUUUGUGGUCGUGUCCAUUGCCAACAUGGCCCUGAUGUCUUCUGAGCCAAGCUGGCUGGACAUGCAGCUAUUGGAGGCCCUGGAGUACCUAUGUAUUACUUGGUUCACUGGGGAGUUUGCCCUACGCUUACUCUGUGUGAGGAACAGGUGUGGCUUCUUAAGGAAGGUGGCAAAUAUCAUUGACCUCUUGGCCAUCCUCCCCUUCUAUAUCACUCUGUUGGUGGAGAGCCUAAGUGAAAGUGAAACCACACAAGAGCUGGAAAAUGUGGGACGCAUCGUGCAGGUUUUGAGGCUGCUCAGGGCUCUUCGAAUGCUUAAACUGGGCAGACAUUCAACAGGCUUGCGGUCACUAGGAAUGACACUCACUCAGUGUUAUGAAGAGGUUGGUCUGCUCCUCCUAUUUCUCUCCGUGGGCAUUUCAAUAUUUUCAACUGUGGAAUAUUUUGCUGAGCAAAGCAUGCCAGGCACAACCUUCACAAGUGUGCCCUGUGCAUGGUGGUGGGCAACAACAUCCAUGACUACUGUGGGUUAUGGUGACAUUAGGCCAGACACCACCACAGGCAAAAUCGUGGCCUUUGUGUGUAUACUAUCGGGGAUACUUGUUUUGGCCUUGCCUAUUGCUAUUAUUAAUGAUCGCUUUUCUGCCUGCUAUUUUACUCUGAAGCUAAAGGAAGCAGCUAUUCGACAGCGUGAAGCCUUGAAGAAAUUGACAAAGAAUAUAGCCACUGACUCCUAUAUCAGUGUUAAUUUGAGAGAUGUUUAUGCCAGAAGUAUCAUGGAAAUGCUCCGAUUGAAAGGCAGAGAAAGAGCAAGUACUAGGAGCAGUGGGGGAGAUGAUUUCUGGUUUUAAAUCCACUUUCAGUAUAUUUUCAAAAAGCUUGUAUGUAAUUGGCAAGGUUAAUGAAGCAUUGAUGUACAUGUCUGCUAAUGUUAAGAUGAUUAUCUUGUAGCAUUUACUGUUUUACUUUUUCCAACUUGUUUCCUUGGUGUAUCAGAAUAUUUUAUAUCCUCAAAGACAAACAGAAAUAUUCAAGGUGACACUAAAGCUAUUUUUCAUUUUUGGAUCUCAAAACAACCAAAGCAAUUAAUACAUCAAAGUGAAAUCUCUCCAGUGACAAAUGUGUGGCAGGUUUCUAAAUGUGUGUAGUAAUAAAACUAUGACAUGGGGAGCAUUAAGGAAAUGAAUAUGCCUCCAAACUCAAUUUAUAAAGGAAUGACAAUUAAAAAAUUUUUCAAAAGUUUACAACCAUGUAAAUUUUUUCUUCUCAAUUGUAUUACCCUAGAAAGAAAGUAUAUGAUUGCCUUGCUCAUUAGUCUCUUGACUGUUGCUAACAUGGGCACAUUCAUGGACUCAAUACCUAAAUGAACCAAUUAACUUUGAACCAAAAAAAGUUGAUUUUCUAUUCACAAAUUGACAUAGAUUUAUCCUUCAUUCUCAUAAAAUGCUCCAAUUAAAUUAUUAAUAUAAUUAUCAAAUGAGAAGAGCAAAUGACUCUGGAUGGUUAUUGUAAUAUAUCAUCCUUACUUGGAGGUUGGAGAUAAAGGAAAGAGACAAUGAUAUAGGGGAGGUAUAUAGAAUUCAGACUACUAGCAAUGCAGUAUGAGUGUUCAGUUGAACCUUAAGAAAUAGAAUACUUUCAUACUAGGCAAUUGGUACUGUAACUCUGUGGGUUUACUAAGAGUAAUAUAAUUACCAAGGCAGUUUGCUUAAUGGUUUCCCAGGUAGAUUUUAAACUCUAGUAGUGAUUGGUUAACUAUGGAUAGCUUUGAUUUUGUCUUUGAUUCAGUAAAUAUUGGGUAUUACAUCAUGAAUAAAUUGCAAAUUCAGAAUUUUAAUUAUUAAAUGACCAUAUUUCAAUCAAUGAAAAUAGUAUAUUUGGCUAACAGCAAUAGACUUAGUAAUCAUUUUUUAUUCAAUUAUAUUCUUUAUAUUUCUUUCAUUGUCCCAAUAAAUGUUCAAUUAAAGUUUUGAAACUGACUGAAAGGCAAGAAAAAUCAAUCAUCUGCUUUGAGAAUUAAAAAUACUAAGUCUGUCUUAUUAUAGCAUUAUUGUCCAACACUAUCAAGUUAAUAGACAGAAAAAUCAAUAAAAUGAAACACAUUGUCAUAAGGACAGGGAUGCAACUAUCAUUUCAUCAAUAGAUUGAGAAUUCCCAGCUGGGGAAGCAUUGCAGUCAUCUCUGUAAUUUAUUAUUGCCUAGAACACUGAGAGAUUAAGUUAUUUGCUCUGUGUCACAAAAGCGUAUGGUUAGAGAUGGAACAUAAACCUAGGUCCUCUCUAACCACAAUACCAUCCUGAAGUAAAUGAGAUCUAUGGAAAUUUCAUGGUAAAUGCCAUACCUAUUUAUUAAUCCUGAACACAAGGAAUAAAUUCAAACCCAGGAAGAAUAUACAUUUACUUCUUAAGAAUUAUGGUAAUAUCUGAAGAGCUGGCACCAUAAUAAAUUAUUAUCCUUACUAAAUAAAUAUUUAACAUAAAUUUUUAACAUAAUAAAAAUUUAACAUAAAACAUAAAAUAUUAUGUUUUAAAUUAAUAAAUUUUAAAUAAUACUUGUUUUAAACUAGUAAGGAGAAUUUGUAAUAUGAAUGACACAUUUUUCCUAUUUAGAUUUAUUUGCUGGGUUAUUUUUCUAUAUCCUAAGUCUUUAUAUUAAGAAUUUGUGCUUGUGUAAUAUGAACAAAAAUUUAUAUUAAUUACAACAAAAAGGAACCAAUGUUAUAUUCAGAAUACAGACAUAACAAUGAGAAAAUAUAGAUACCAUAUUUUAAAGCUUUAAUGAAGUAUUCUGCACCUAAGAAGAUGAUUCUCAAGUUUAUUUAUCUAGACAAUUGAAGAAAAGAAGAAAAAUAAAAUGAUUUCUCCUGAUCCCCGGUCUUACAACAUCAGUUGAUUGUUGGACAUCUCAAACAUGAAGUUCUAUGGACAUUUCGAGUUUAACAUGUCCAAACUGAACUAAUUAUCUUCCCUCCCCAAUAUCACCCCCUUCCUAACUCUCUCCUUUUGUCCUCCUACACUUUCACUAACCUGAUGCAGGUUCUCAUCACUUACCUGGUAUAUUGUAAUAGCCUUGUGGUUAGUCUCACUGCCUCUCCCCAUGCCAGUGCAUCCUUCCUGACAUUAUCCUUUAGCUGUCAAAUUGAUCUUUCUACAGUGCAAGUCUGACCACAUCAUCCCCUCUGCUUAUAUACUUCCAGUGGCUCCCUAUUGCUUGCAGAAACAAAUAUAAAAUCUCUUUGGCUUUUAAAGUCCUUCAUAACUUGGCCCCUUUUUUUUAUCUUUGAAGGUUUCUUAUACCUUACUUUCCUCCUUGACUUUAGCAAUACACUGAAUUUGGCUUCUUUGCUCUUCCUCACACGAGGCAUUUCAUCUCCUGAAUCUAUGCAUUGCCACUGGUUGCUCCCCACAUCUGAAAUUCUCCCUCUCCUCUUCUCUUCUUCCUGGCUUUUGUGGCUUCCUUCAACUUUUAGCUAAACUCAUAUUCUACAGGAAACCUUUCUUAGUUCCCCUUAAUGCUAACAACCCCUCUCCCCAUUAUCUCCAAUUAAUCAUGUGUAUAUAUUAUUGGCACAUUAAUUUACAUGUCAUCUCCCCCAUUAGAGUUUGUGCUCCUUGAGAGAAAAGAUUCUUUCCUAGAACUCCUUGCCAUUAGUACAAUGGUUGACACAUAGAGAAUGUUUAAUACAUUUUUUCUUAACAACUCUGGCAAUAAAUAAACUAUUUUAUUUCAAUACA
Molecule: messenger RNA, 5033 nt
Organism: Antechinus flavipes (yellow-footed antechinus)
Lineage: Eukaryota; Metazoa; Chordata; Mammalia; Dasyuromorphia; Dasyuridae
Gene: KCNV1
Product: potassium voltage-gated channel modifier subfamily V member 1
Exons: 5
Coding region: 627-2150 (507 amino acids)
Biological process (GO): protein homooligomerization; potassium ion transmembrane transport
Cellular component (GO): voltage-gated potassium channel complex; membrane
Molecular function (GO): protein binding; voltage-gated potassium channel activity
Source: RefSeq, a predicted model, not a curated record